Molecule: messenger RNA, 2669 nt
Organism: Pollicipes pollicipes
Lineage: Eukaryota; Metazoa; Arthropoda; Thecostraca; Pollicipedomorpha; Pollicipedidae
Product: matrix metalloproteinase-2
Exons: 1
Coding region: 383-2164 (593 amino acids)
Biological process (GO): proteolysis; extracellular matrix organization; collagen catabolic process
Cellular component (GO): extracellular matrix
Molecular function (GO): metalloendopeptidase activity; zinc ion binding
Source: RefSeq, a predicted model, not a curated record
UGCCGGCGGGCGACUGAACCGACACGCCGCGGCCGAACCCACUCUCACGCGCGUCGCCACCGGCGGCGGGGUCGCGGUUGCGCCGAAGGUUGUGCCGCGGUUCGGUGACUCAUCGCCCCGGUGGAUAGAUGGCCACCGCCUGGCGGCGUCCGCCUCAGUUUUCAGCCGGCUGCCGAGGCACGCGGGCCGUCGCACUCGCUGCCCCCGCCGCGCGCCGCACGUGAGUGACAACUCAGCCGGCCACCCAUCGUGUCCGUCGCGGUCCGUUCGGCGUCCUCCUCGGGCAGUGCGCCGAGAUCUCAGCGUCCGCACCGAGUCGGCCUCAUCCGCCACGGCGCACAUCUGUCCCGUCCGCGGCGUCGCGAGCGCGAGUGUUGGACAGAUGCCACCGGCGGCUGUGUCGAAUCGCCGGCGACAGGGGGCCGCCCCCUGGAGCCGGACUCUGGCGCUGGCGCCGGUCCUGCUCCUGGUGCUGGCGCUGGGCCUGGCGCCGGCCGGCGCCGCGCCGCGCGCCCUGCGCCGCGGCGGCCCGCAUCUGCCGCGCAACACGACGAUGCGUGUGGCGGCGCGGUCGCGACCGCGUCGCGCGCCCUUCAUCACCGACGACGCGCUCAACAAGCUGAUGGCCUACGGCUACCUGCCGCAGUCGGACGUGGAGACGGGCGCGCUGCGCGACGAGUCGCAGCUGACCGACGCCAUCCGCCAGUUCCAGCGGUACGCGCACAUCCCCGAAACGGGCGUGGUGGACGAGCGCACGCGCCGCCAGUUCACCAAGCCGCGCUGCGGCCUGCCGGACGUGGCGCCCGACAAGCGGCGCUACAAGCGCUACUCGCUGCAGGGCCAGACCUGGGGCGACAAGACGGACCUCACGUGGACGGUGGCGUCGCACACGCGCGACCUCGACGCCACCACCGUCUACCACGAGCUGAACAAGGCGCUCAAGGUGUGGUCGGAGGCGUCCGUGCUGACGUUCACGUACGUGCACUCGGCCGACGCCGACAUCGUGGUCAGCUUCCACACCGGCUACCACAAUGACGGCUACCCGUUCGACGGCUCGGGCCAGGUGCUCGCGCACGCCUUCUUCCCCGGCACGGGCCGCGGCGGCGACGCGCACUUCGACGAGGACGAGCUCUGGGUGCUCAACCACGAGGAGGAGAGCAAGGACGGCGUCAGCCUGUUCGCCGUGGCCGUGCACGAGUUCGGCCACUCGCUGGGCCUGUCCCACUCGUCGCGCCAGGACGCGCUCAUGUUCCCCUGGUACCAGAGCGUGUCCGAGGACAUGAAGCUGCCCGACGACGACCGGCUGGGCCUGCAGCAGAUGUACGGCGCGCCGCGCGGCAAGGAGCCCGCGUGGGCACCCAACCCGUACCCGCCGCGUCGGCCGCCGGCGCCGAGCCCGGCCACCACGACCACGGCGCGCCCGCGGCAGCGGCCGCGGCCGCGCACGCGCACGCCCGAGUCGCGACCCGACGCGUGCGACACGCACUACGACGCCAUCAGCGUCAUCCGCGGCGAGACGUUCAUCUUCUCGGGCCGCUACUUCUGGCGCAUCAACCAGUACUCGGGCACGCACAAGCCAGUGGCGGUCAAGAUCUCCGACUUCUGGUACGGCCUGCCGGAGAACCUGACCAAGAUCGACGCCGUGUACCAGCGUCCGCACGACCACCGCAUCGUCAUCUUCACCGGCCGCGACUACUGGGUGUUCAGCAGCAACCAGCCGGAGCCGGGCUACCCGCAGCCGCUGACGACGCUCGGCCUGCCGCACAGCCUCGACGGCAUCGACGCCGCCAUGGUCUGGGGCCACAACGGCAAGACGUACCUUUUCAAGAACGACAUGUACUGGCGCUUCGACGAGGCCACCGGCAAGGUGGAGCUCGACUACCCGCGCGACAUCAGCGUCUGGCACGGCGUGCCCUACUACCUGGACGCCGCCUUCCAGUACGGCGGCAUCACCUACUUCUUCAAAAAGCGUCAGUUCUGGCGCUUCGACGACCGCCUGAUGCGCGUGCGCAGUCGCGUGCCGUCGCUGUCGGCGGUCAAGUGGAUGGGCUGCCCGCUGACGGCGGCGCGCUCCGACAAACUGUCGUCGGGAGCGACGGGCCCGGCGCGCGCCACCGGCGCGCUGUUGUUACUCGCGCUGCUGGCGGCGCGAGACCUCCGCUAGCACCGCGCCCACUGCCAGCCACCCUGUGAAAGGACCCGUUGUGAUAUGUUGUGUUGUAAUUAUUUAACGUGCUGCGCGCGCGACUGAGUGCGACUGAAAGCGACGAGUGAGAAGCCGCCGGCGCGCGCCGAAACAGCGCUAGUGUCGAGGCUACACGCACUGCCCCGGGGCGUCGAUUUUUACGAGUGUUUAGUGAUAGAAUCAAGUCGAGCGGGGAGGAUCCUCAUCUUGAACACGGACCAAAGAGCUGGAGCGGACACAGUUGGAGCUCUUUGAGACGAGUGUCACGCAUCUCUUAGGGGCCCAAGACCGGUCCGACCGCGCCGUGUCAGAAUGCAGAGCUACGCGCGCUUUCUCCAAAGCCUAGUCCAUGUCGCGUGUGGUCGGCGCGCGUUUCCGUUCACUCUCACUCUUUUAUCAUCGGCACAAGCGAUCGCUUUCAUUAUACUCACGCCCGGCCGUAGCUCUUGUGAUGGAACUGAAAUCAAUAAACACGUGUACCUCA